GGGACCGUGCUUCGCCGCCGCCGCCGCCGCCGCCGCAGCGUCCACGUCGUGUCCCGCCGCCGCAGCUCCCACAUCAGCGCCGCCGCCGCCGCGUCCACCAUCAGCACCACCGCCAUGCGGGAGAUCGUGCACCUGCAGGCCGGCCAGUGCGGCAACCAGAUCGGGGCCAAGUUUUGGGAGGUGAUCAGUGAUGAGCAUGGCAUCGACCCCACGGGCACAUACCACGGGGACAGUGAUCUGCAGCUGGAGAGAAUCAACGUGUACUACAAUGAGGCCACAGGAGGAAAUUACGUUCCCAGAGCCGUGCUGGUGGACCUGGAGCCUGGCACCAUGGACUCUGUCCGCUCUGGCCCCUUCGGCCAGAUCUUUCGGCCUGACAACUUUGUGUUUGGCCAGUCGGGAGCCGGCAACAACUGGGCCAAGGGCCAUUACACGGAGGGCGCCGAGCUGGUGGACGCCGUCCUGGAUGUGGUCCGGAAGGAGGCCGAGAGCUGUGACUGCCUGCAGGGCUUCCAGCUGACCCACUCGCUGGGCGGGGGCACGGGCUCGGGCAUGGGCACGCUGCUCAUCAGCAAGAUCCGCGAGGAGUUCCCGGACCGGAUCAUGAACACCUUCAGCGUGGUGCCGUCGCCCAAGGUGUCGGACACGGUAGUGGAGCCCUACAACGCCACGCUGUCGGUGCACCAGCUGGUGGAGAACACGGACGAGACGUACUGCAUCGACAACGAGGCCCUGUACGACAUCUGCUUCCGCACCCUGAAGCUGACCACGCCCACGUACGGCGACCUCAACCACCUGGUGUCGGCCACCAUGAGCGGCGUCACCACCUGCCUGCGCUUCCCGGGCCAGCUGAACGCCGACCUGCGCAAGCUGGCCGUCAACAUGGUGCCCUUCCCGCGCCUGCACUUCUUCAUGCCCGGCUUCGCGCCGCUCACCAGCCGCGGCAGCCAGCAGUACCGCGCGCUCACGGUGCCGGAACUGACGCAGCAGAUGUUCGACGCCAAGAACAUGAUGGCCGCCUGCGACCCGCGCCACGGCCGCUACCUGACUGUGGCCGCCGUGUUCCGCGGCCGCAUGUCCAUGAAGGAGGUGGACGAGCAGAUGCUGAGCGUGCAGAGCAAGAACAGCAGCUACUUCGUCGAGUGGAUCCCCAACAACGUGAAGACGGCCGUGUGCGACAUCCCGCCGCGCGGUCUCAAGAUGGCCGCCACCUUCAUCGGCAACAGCACGGCCAUCCAGGAGCUGUUCAAGCGCAUCUCCGAGCAGUUCACCGCCAUGUUCCGGCGCAAGGCCUUCCUGCACUGGUACACGGGCGAGGGCAUGGACGAGAUGGAGUUCACCGAGGCCGAGAGCAACAUGAACGACCUGGUGUCCGAGUACCAGCAGUACCAGGACGCCACGGCCGAGGAGGGCGAGUUCGAGGAGGAGGCGGAGGAGGAGGUGGCCUAGGGCCUCCCGCCAGGCCAACGCCGCCCCCACGAACCUCGCUGCUUCGGCUCGGGGGCCCUGGCUGACCUUUGACCCGUGAGCCUCGCUUCACCUUGAGCUCCAUGAGUCUUCCCUCACCCCGACCUCUCCUUCACCUUUGACCUCCCCCGCGAACCCCAUUGUGCCCCCAGACCUAGGAGUCCCAGUUUACUGUGGACCCCUCCUGCUGAGCUUCCCCUCACCUCUGACCUGGCCUCACCUUUGACACCAAGAGCCCUUCUCCCCUCUUAACCUCUGCCUUAUCUCUGGCUCCCUUGAGCGCCCCUCCCCUGUCUUCCCCCGACUCCCUCCCCUCAGCUCUUGCCAACCUCGGUUUAGGUGGUGGAGGGCUCCCGCUGCUGCAGCCUGGGAGCAUGUGAGCCAAAGGUGCUGUGCCCUCAAGCCUCCCCGCCCCCCUCCCCUCUGCUUCACCUGCAAUAAACUUGUCCUGCCCUGCCCUGUU
Molecule: messenger RNA, 1930 nt
Organism: Zalophus californianus (California sea lion)
Lineage: Eukaryota; Metazoa; Chordata; Mammalia; Carnivora; Otariidae
Gene: TUBB4A
Product: tubulin beta 4A class IVa
Exons: 4
Coding region: 115-1449 (444 amino acids)
Biological process (GO): mitotic cell cycle; microtubule cytoskeleton organization
Cellular component (GO): microtubule; cytoplasm
Molecular function (GO): structural constituent of cytoskeleton; GTPase activity; GTP binding
Source: RefSeq, a predicted model, not a curated record